This is a messenger RNA of Osmerus eperlanus (European smelt), 1792 nucleotides long. It is a transcript of the gene cxcr4b, whose product is annotated as chemokine (C-X-C motif), receptor 4b. The record is from RefSeq and is a predicted model, not a curated record. Gene Ontology annotation, biological process: brain development; immune response; calcium-mediated signaling. Gene Ontology annotation, molecular function: C-C chemokine receptor activity; C-C chemokine binding. The transcript is spliced from 2 exons. The coding region runs from base 108 to 1205 and encodes 365 amino acids. Lineage: Eukaryota; Metazoa; Chordata; Actinopteri; Osmeriformes; Osmeridae. Gene Ontology annotation, cellular component: external side of plasma membrane; membrane.
CUGGACAGACACGGUUUAAAAAGUCUCGUGCUCUUUGGUGGUAACUGAGUUUACAAGAAGACUAUAGCUCACAGACGUCAGCAAAGACAAACACUUCGGUGAUCAAAAUGGCAUACUACGAAGGGAGCAUUAUUUUCGAUUCAGACAACAGCUCUGAGGAGUCCGGGGAUUUUGAUGUUGACUUUCAGGGGCCGUGUGAAAGAGCGCCUAACCACGAUUUUCACAAGAUCUUCCUACCAACAGUUUAUGGAAUUAUCUUCAUUUUGGGAAUUUUCGGCAAUGGACUAGUUGUCAUCGUAAUGGGCUUCCAGAAAAAAUGCAAAACUUCGAUGACGGACAAGUACAGGCUUCAUCUUUCCGUAGCCGACCUCAUGUUCGUCCUCACGCUACCCUUUUGGGCGGUGGAUGCGGCCAGCAGUUGGUACUUCGGCGGUUUUCUCUGCAAAGCCGUGCACAUGAUCUACACUGUCAACCUGUACAGUAGCGUGCUGAUACUGGCCUUCAUCAGUCUGGAUCGAUACCUGGCAGUAGUGCGCGCCACGGCCACCAACAGCCAGGCAACGAGAAAGCUCCUGGCAGGCAAGGUGAUAUAUGUCUGUGUUUGGCUCCCUGCUGCUAUACUCACAGUGCCAGAUCUGGUGUUUGCAAGUAGCUUCCAAGUUGAGCUGGACAUGGGAGGCUCCAGACUGAGCUGCCUGCGCAUUUACCCACUGGAGAAUAAUCACAUCUGGGUGGCCGCGUUCCGCUUUCAGCACAUUCUGGUGGGCUUCGUCCUGCCUGGCCUAGUUAUUCUCACCUGCUACUGCAUCAUCAUUUCCAAGCUGUCCCAGGGCUCCAAGGGCCAGGCGUUGAAGAGGAAGGCCCUGAAGACCACCGUAAUCCUGAUCCUAUGCUUCUUCUGCUGCUGGCUGCCGUACUGUGCUGGCAUCUUCGUGGACACCCUCAUGAACCUGGAGGAGAUCCCCCACAGCUGUGCCCUGGAGCAGGGGGUCAUGAAGUGGAUUUCCAUCACAGAGGUUCUGGCUUACUUUCACUGCUGUCUCAACCCCAUUCUCUACGCUUUCCUCGGUGUCAAAUUCAAGAAAUCUGCGAGGAACGCACUGAGUAUUAGCAGCAGAUCCAGCCAUAAGAUGCUGACUAAAAAACGUGGACCGAUCUCUUCUGUAUCUACUGAGUCAGAGUCCUCCAGUGUCCACUACAGUUAAUGGGCAGUCUCUCACUGUGCCUGGGGUCACUUCUCAGGAUAAAAAAAGCUUUAUUUGUAAACUACAUUUUCUACACUUUUUAUACAUUUUUGUAUUGUUUUAUAUACAUUUAUACUUGAGUGAGUCUUUUGAGCUUUUUUUGUGUUGUUUAAAAGCCCUCUUGUGUUCUAAAGCAGAUUGAAUGUUUGGGCAGUGCCCGAGGUCCAUUUAAAGUGCAUUGACUGGUCAACUGUAUACAUUUAGUCAUUUAUUUAGCAGACGCUCUUAUCCAGAGCGUAUACUGUACAUAGCAUAGACACACCAUUUUCUGCUGCAGAUGAUAACGGUUGCACUGUUUCAUUGAGGUGGGGCAUGCAAUACUUCUUAGUUUCUUUACAAGGAUGGGAGCUUAGCUGUUUAACUAUUUACAAACUGUAAAUAGUUGUUUGUGCUCGCACUUAAGUUGUGUGAUUAUUGAAAGUUAUUAUUUAUUGCUGUAGCUCACACUGAACCAUUUUCUAAGUAUUGUAAUUACAUUUUUUUAUGUUGCGUUUCUUUUUAAAGUUGUUUCUAUGUUGUUUUGAAAUAAAUUCUUCUUGAAUAUCACU